CCUUUUUGUAGCUCUGUGGUGAAGAGUCUGGGAAUUGCAAGUCAGUUCUGCUGCAAUGUUGGAGGAGGACGCGCAAGUCUUGAUCCGCCGCUUCUACGCCCUGCAGAGCGAGCGCGUGGAGGCCUACCACCUCUUCGAGGAGGGGCACCGGGCCUACCUGAGAAGCGGGCCCGACUACGACUUCGUCCGCUACCGACAACUGGUGCACGAGAUCACCCUGGCCUUCAGCGGCAUUUCGCGGGAGAUCCUGCAGAUCAAGGAGAAGCUGGAAGGGAGCCACCAGCGGCCAGACCUCGCUCAGCACCUGGGCCACAUCCAGGAGAAGGAAAAGGAGAAACUGGAGUUGGCUAAUUCAAACCAUCGAGGCAAUCAGCGAAAUUCUCCAGGAUUUCAAGUACGAUUCGGAAGAGAGCGGUUGACAGGACGUCCCACGGGGCACGUCUGGGGAAAGAUGUGGGGGGAGCUCACACGAUCCCCACCGGCAAGGUCCGGCUCUCCCCUGCCCACUUCCCACCCGUCUUUUCGUGCUGACCUGCGGCGUGGCUGCCUCGCACACAGGCCUGACGCCACGGCGAGGGGCUGCGCUGGGUGCCGUUUGGCCGCACGCCCGACACUGAGACAGCCAGGUCUCGCUCUGAGCAACUCCAGUAAAGAUGUCUCCUCUCGGAGUCUAGACUCGCAUUGCCUGGUUUUGUGGGUCGAAGGGUGGUGAUGUGGGGUGGAGGGGAAUAGCUUGUUUACAUUCUGGAAUACAAUGAAUAAAAAGGCAGCCUCUCUCUCUUUC
Messenger RNA from Elgaria multicarinata webbii, 784 nucleotides. RefSeq names its product required for excision 1-B domain containing (gene REX1BD). Lineage: Eukaryota; Metazoa; Chordata; Lepidosauria; Squamata; Anguidae. The coding region runs from base 56 to 712 and encodes 218 amino acids. The record is from RefSeq and is a predicted model, not a curated record. The transcript has 4 exons.